Salvia miltiorrhiza (redroot sage) is the source of this 1334-nucleotide messenger RNA. RefSeq names its product zinc-finger homeodomain protein 2-like. The record is from RefSeq and is a predicted model, not a curated record. The coding region runs from base 429 to 1238 and encodes 269 amino acids. Gene Ontology annotation, cellular component: nucleus. The transcript is spliced from 2 exons. Lineage: Eukaryota; Viridiplantae; Streptophyta; Magnoliopsida; Lamiales; Lamiaceae. Gene Ontology annotation, biological process: regulation of DNA-templated transcription; regulation of developmental process. Gene Ontology annotation, molecular function: DNA-binding transcription factor activity; transcription cis-regulatory region binding.
UACACACCAUAUUUUAUUUACUUGGAAUCUUUGGAUGGCUUUUGGGGGACACACAAACUUCCUCGUUUUCUUGCACACUUCUUAACCAUCUCUCUCUCUCUCUCUCUCUAAAAUUAGUUGCCUGAAACUGGAUUUGUUAUUGCUGACGGUGGUGCACUGUCGUUUUAUCUCAGGGUUUGGUUACUUUAAUUGCAUCUUAGCUAGGGUGGUGGAGUUGGGGGCCCAUUUAAGUUUUAUGUCCGAAAUUUAGUCUCUAGAUUCUUUGAUUUAUUAUUGCUCCUUAGAUUUUCUUGGAAUGAGGUCAAAAUGUGUAGCACCUCCUGCUUGCUUAUUGGGAAUAGGGUUUUGAGAAAUAUUGGCCAAAAUGGGUGGUGGGCUUACCACUAAAAGGUCCAAUUCAACAUAAAACAAAAGGUAGCUAGGAUUUGAUGGAACGCAGAGGUCAAGAGAGAGAUAUCGGCCUGAAUCCAGAAUCAGAAUCUCCGGUGAAGCUGCCGCUUGCCGCCAUUGUUUCGACUCCGGCGGAUAGGAGGGGAAAUGCGACGGCGCCUACCCGCCGCGGGAGCGCCAUUUUCAGCCCUACCCAAACCCUAGAUCACCGGCAGCGGCUGAAAGACCCCUCCCCAGAUCCAGAUCCAUCCACCCCCACAGCUGAGGGGCCGUCAAAUUCAAGGACUCCGCCGUCGCCGCCAAACAAUUGUGUUAUUAGAUAUAGAGAAUGCCUGAAAAAUCACGCCGCCAGCAUGGGCGGUCAUGUCGUCGACGGAUGCGGAGAGUUCAUGCCCAACGGAGAGCAAGGCACGGCCGAGGGUCUGCGAUGCGCCGCCUGCGAUUGCCACCGCAAUUUCCACCGGAAAGAAGUCGACGGCGAGGCGCAGCCCUCCAACCUGUACCAAUUCCGGACACCAGUGGUGAACACCCAAACUCCGCAGGCGGCGGGAGGCUUCGGCGCGGCGGCGCCUGCUAUCAUGAGCUUCGGCGAUGAGUCUUCAAGCGAGGAUCUGAACAUGGGCGGCGGCGGGGGGCAUGCAGCGGGGUCGAAGAAACGAUUCCGGACGAAAUUCAGCCAGGAGCAGAAGGAUCGGAUGCAGGAAUUGGCGGAGAAAUUGGGGUGGAGGAUUCAGAAGCAAGACGAGCAGCAAGUGCAGCAGCUCUGCCAAGAAACCGGCGUAAAGCGCCAGGUUUUCAAGGUGUGGAUGCACAAUAACAAGCAGGCCAUCAAGAAGAGGCAGAUUUGAACGUUUUAAUUAGGUGAGUCAUCAAAUCUUAAUUUACCUCUCUAAUGUUAAUGUAAUCAUUACUUGAUUAAUUAAUCACCUCAUUCUUCCCUCUAA